AUGUCAUCACCACCGAACAUAACCCAAUCACCCUCCGACAUCGCCACCCCCUCACCACCACUACCCUGCAUCCUGAAACGAAAAGCAGCAACAGAAAAGGACAUGUUCAAGCCCAACAAGCGGCCGGCGUACAGCACGCCUCAAAAAUCCAACUUCGCGCAACCAUAUCAGGAGGAACAACGAAAAGUGCAGAACGACCUCCCCAUGUGCCCAGACAUCCUCAACGACAUAGUCAUCCCAACCAGGGUCAUACCAGCGGGCAUCAAGCAUCCAUUCGCCCAAAAGGUUGUGGCAGGCGACGAGACAAAGAUGUACCGAUGGGCCGAGAAGCACAGAGACAAGGCUCACGUGCGCCAAAACAAGCAUCUGAGUCCAGAAGAACGUGAAAGAGUGACAGCGAGAUUCCCAAAGCAGAAAGCAGCGAAAACGGAGGAACGAAAAGCGAGAGUACCCGAGAACGCCGAAUUCAUCAGAGCUAUCGAUGUCAGCAUCACAGCUCUCCACGACAAACUUUACAAGACCGGCUGGACCAAGCAUGAGACCAAAGAGGAAGUGCAAGCCGCCAAGUUCCUGCAUCGUUGCUGGAAGGAACUCAAGGUUGCUGCGGUGUUUCAACACGGUUCGUUCGAGCAUAAGGAUCUGGACAGAUAUGGCCUGGUGUUUAGCGAUUAUUGGCACGAGGUUGACAACAAGGACAACGCGAAGUUUUGGAUACCGAGGUGGACUAAGGACAAGACGCAUGGACGUUUAGUAUUGGGCUGGCAGUAUUUGAGGAACUGA
Molecule: messenger RNA, 780 nt
Organism: Endocarpon pusillum Z07020
Lineage: Eukaryota; Fungi; Ascomycota; Eurotiomycetes; Verrucariales; Verrucariaceae
Exons: 2
Coding region: 1-780 (259 amino acids)
Source: RefSeq, a predicted model, not a curated record